ACAAAUUACGGAAACGGAUUUCCUGUGUGUUUUGGUUUAUUUUAAGGUCAUGAAAAUUACAGACAAUAUGCAGACAGACAUGGAAAACCUUGACGAACAUCCAGAUAUAGAUAAAUUAGAUCUGGAAGGAAAUGAUGGAUCAUGUGAGAGUGAAAUUGAUCGGUUAGAGUUGUAUUCGCCGGGCUUAGAUUCCCCAACUGAAAGAGGUGUAGCCAAAACUAAGAAAGAAGAGGAUUUAAUUCUGAAAAUUAUAAAACAGACAAAGGCACUUGGCUCUAAUACACUAGAAUUAUGUGAUAAAGGACUGUUACAAAUUCCCCGUGAAUUGUUAGAACUGAAUAACCUUGAGUACCUGUACUUGGAGGGAAAUGAAUUGACAAGUCUUCCUGAUGACUUCUUUGACUGCUUGCCAAGACUAACCUGGCUUGACCUCAGAAAGAACAAACUUUUACGAUUACCAAGUGUAUACACUGGCAGGCAUAAUCACCUUCGGACACUUCUCUUAGAAGGAAACAAACUUCGAAGUCUUCCACUUGAAUUAGGUUUAAUAAAGAGUUUAAAUGGUCUGAAUAUCAGCAAUAAUCCCAUUGAAUUUCCCCCGAAAGACAUUAUGGAGAAAGGCACUACUGAAAUUUUGAAGUUUCUCAGGGAAAUGCUCCAAGCCAAGUCAUCAGGACAACUCCUGAAUGGUUCCCCUGGCAACGCAAGCAGUAGUAGUAGUUCUGAUGACUGGGAUGACGGCGAUGAUCUCCAGGACUACGCCAAGCGCCGGCAGAGAACUCUGGCUCUAGAGGAUGCUAAAAGCACCACCACAAAAUCUUCUGACCCAUUCGGACCAGUGCCACAGCCGGUGGCACUUCAUCAACCGGUCAGCUACACCGACAAAAAACAGGAAAAGGCUGAGAAAGUUCGCAGGGCAGGGGCAUCGGGCACAGUUGAAAGUUUUCGACAUAUGCUUGAGUGUGGAAGGAGAGCUUCACUCCAUCAGGUGUCUUUGAACAAACCUAGCUGCAGUCGUAAAAAAUCAGCUAGCAGUGUGUUGAAUUGGCGAGUGAAUCCAUACCCUGAACCUCCUCCUGAAGAAUACGCCAACUUCAAAAUGACAGAGGAGCGAAAACUUGCCAAGGUCAAGGAACACAAACAGAAAACAGAAGCCAUUAUACAAAGGAGAAAGGACAAUGAAGCAUUAAAAGACUGGAGAGUGAAAUCAAAAAAGAUGCAGCAGAAGAAACAUUAUGAAAGCAUGAUGAAAGGAACGAAAGAUUAUGUUGAUGCUGUGGAGAAAGCCCCUUUUGAUAUUGACAAAAAUCACAUGAAGAUUCCAACCAAUGAGGAGAGAAUUAAGGAAGACGUAAAGAAUGCCCAUGAGAAGGUUAGGCGAGCUCUGUCACCAUCCACUCGUCAGCGCAUAGAGGAAGAGAAGACUGCAAGGAUACGGGAGUUAGAGAGGAGAAUAAAACAGCACACAUCACAGAUGCAUGACAGAAGAAAACUCCCUAAGGGUACCCCACAGGAAGAAAUGGAGGCUGCCAGAAGGGAGCUAGAAAUUGCUGAGGAUUUGCACAAAGAAUUGAUGUCCACAAGGAAGAACUUGGAGUACCGGUUUAAAGCAUUUACAGGAGAUCUCAGCUCUGGUCAGAUGUACAGAAGAAAUCGUGUCCCGAAAAUCUAGUCAUUGUUUACCAGUGUAGAAUUAAAAACUCAAGGAUAGUGAUGAAAAGUGCUUAAAUGGGUUAGCAUUGUAUGUGAAAACUCUGGCCAAUAAGGUUCAUACUGCAGUUGUUCUAUGAAAGGUGCUAAUGGUAAAAAUUGCUGAUGUUAGAUAAAUUAAUAUUCCUUAAUUCAUAUUCCAUAAUUCACGAAAAAAAAAUCGUAAUAUCACAUGAUAACUGAUGAUGGAUGAUUUGAAAUGAGUAACUGUUGCUCAGUAAAUUUUACUAUGUUUCUAUUGGCACUGAUGCAUUGCAGGUUACCUAAAGAUGCACAUUCAUGCUGCCUGCAGCUGCAGCAUGGGCACCAGUUUAUUUUAUUAUUUUUUUUUUUGGACUUUAUGAACUUAUAUAACGGUAUAUGUAUUUACUUUUGUUUGAUCAACAUAUAUUUC
This is a messenger RNA of Saccostrea echinata, 2104 nucleotides long. RefSeq names its product leucine-rich repeat-containing protein 27-like. The coding region runs from base 50 to 1672 and encodes 540 amino acids. Lineage: Eukaryota; Metazoa; Mollusca; Bivalvia; Ostreida; Ostreidae. Gene Ontology annotation, molecular function: protein binding. The record is from RefSeq and is a predicted model, not a curated record. The transcript is spliced from 11 exons.